AUGUGCAACCUUCAAAUGAGGCUGCCCUCUCCCUUAUCUCCCCCCUGCAGUGUCUACGGCUGUCCCGUGGCUAAGAAGAGAAAAGGGCUGGACAGGCCGCCGCCGUCGCCCUCACCCAAGAGCAACAACUACCUAGACCCCAUGGACAACUCCACGAUGGAGGAGUGCUACGAGUCAGAUGGCACUGAGGAGAUGGAUGGUCCGGAGGGAGAGGGAGGAGAGGAGGAGGAGGAGGAGGAGGAGGAGCGGGAAGAAGAAGAAGAAGAAGAAGAAGAAGAAGAAGGAGGAGGAGGAGAAGGAGGAGGAGGUGGAGGAGGAGGAGCAGCGGUUGUGGAGGAAGAAGAGGGGGAGGCGGAAAUGGAGGAAGAAGGGGAAGAGGAGGAAGAGGAGGAGGAGGAAGGGUACACGGACUACAACGAUGCCCAUAUGGAGGCCGGGGAGGUGGAGAGGGGGCCUGACGCAGAGGAGGAGGAGGAAGAGGAGGACGUAGAGGUGGAGCAAGGAGACGAGGAGGAGGAGGAGGCGGAUGAGAGGGUGGAGGAGGAGGAGGAGGAGGAGGAGGAGGAGGAAGAGGAGGAGGAGGAAGAAGUGGAGUAUGAGGAUGACGAGGAGGAGGAAGAAGAGCCCAGGAGUCAUCGACAAGGGGACGAUCUGAUGUGCGGUGGCGGGGGAGGAGGAGGAGGUGGCGGCGGCGGCGGCAGCAGCAGCAGCCACAGCAGCAGCAGUGGCUCGAGCCGUGCUGAGGGAAGCGAAGGCAACCACGUCGCCCGUGGCAACCACAGAGACGGCGCCGACAGUGGAAACCCCCGACAGGGCCCCAUGCCGGAGAAGGACGACAACAACAACGAGAACGAGUACGAGAACUACGACGAGUUGGUGGCCAAGUCGCUGCUCAACCUGGGCAAGAUCGCCGAGGACGCCGCCUACCGCGCCAUGACCGAGUCGGAGAUGAACAGCAACUCCUCCAACAGCGCCGAGGAGGAGGAAGACGAGGACGACGAAGAGGAGGAGGAGGAGGAGGAGGAGGAGGAGGACGAGGAAGAGGAGGAGGACGAGGAGGAGGAAGAGGAGGAGGACGAGGGAGAGGUGCCGCAGAAGGGCGAUCUCAGCCUGGACGUGGACAGCGACGUGGUGCGGGAGACGGUGGAUUCGCUGAAGCUGUUGGCGCAGGGCCACGGCGCCAUGCUGUCCGACCACCUGGACGGCCAGGACUACGGGGACGGCUUCGGGGAGAACGGCGAGAUGCACGGCGAGUACGCGGGGGGACGGGGCGUGGGACACCCCGGCGGGCAGGCCAAGGCCGCCGGCAACGGUCAGGGCGGCGAGGACAGCGACGAGGAGGUGUGCCUCAGCAGCCUGGAGUGCCUGCGCAACCAGUGCUUCGACCUGGCGCGGAAGCUCAGCGAGACCAAAAGCGCCGACCGGGUCCCGGGCCACGGCCAGCUGAGCCACUACGGCGGCGGCGGCGGCGGCGGCGGGGGUGGCGGCGGCGACGGGCACCACCCGGCCCAGCACCACCCGGGCUACGAGGACUUCCAGCAGAGCCACGAGGAGCGCCGGACGCUGGACAGGAACUACUCGGACAUGGUCAACCUGAUGAAGCUGGAGGAGCAGCUGAGCCCGCGCUCCAAGGGGUUCGCCAGCUGCGCGCAGGACGACCGCUACCACGGCAACCACAGGGACUUUGACGAGGACACCACGUCGGUGACGUCGGACCGGUCGGAGGAGGUGUUCGACAUGACCAAGGGCAACCUGUCGCUGCUGGAGAAGGCCAUCGCCAUGGAGUCGGAGCGCGCCAAGGCCAUGCGGGACAAGAUGUCGGCGGAGGCGGCCCGGCGGGACGGCGUGCGGUACAGCCACGAGGAGCACGGCUCGCGGCACGGCUACGGCGUGGAGCGCAAGGCCCGGCUACCGGACGGCAUGAAGAAGCCCUUCUACCACAAGGAUUCAUCCCGAGCAGAUAAGAAGGAGAGUCGAUGUCCGACGCCGGGCUGCGACGGCACGGGUCACGUGACGGGCCUGUACCCGCACCACCGGAGUCUCUCCGGCUGCCCCCACAAAGACAGGGUCCCGCCAGAAAUUCUGGCUAUGUAUGAGAAUGUGCUAAAGUGUCCCACGCCCGGAUGCACGGGACGCGGACAUGUCAAUAGCAACAGAAACUCCCACCGAAGUCUGUCGGGAUGCCCGAUCGCUGCCGCGGAAAAACUAGCCAAAGCCCAGGAGAAACAUCAGAGCUGUGACGGAGGCCCCAAGUCCAACCAGUCCUCAGACCGAGUCCUAAGCAGCAGCACGCCCCGAUCCAACCUGGCCAAGGAGCUGGAGAAGUACUCCAAGACCAGCUUUGACUACAGCGCCUUCGAGGGCGGAGGAGGCGGAGGAGGCGGGCAGCACGUGUACGGCAAGCGGGCCAUCGCGCCCAAGGUCCACGGUCACCGGGACUCCUCGCCAAAGGGCUAUGACGCCAAGCGCUACUGCAAGAACUCCAGCUCUGCUAGCAGCACCACCAGCACCUACGCCCCCAGCAGCAGCAACAGCAGCAUCCUGAGCUGUGGAGGCGGAGGAGGAGGUGGAGGAGGAGGAGGAGGAGGCAGCAGCGCUAGCAGCACCUGCAGCAAGAGCAGCUUCGACUACUCCCAUGACAUGGAGGCCGCGCACAUGGCUGCCACCGCCAUCCUCAACCUGUCCACUCGCUGCCGGGAGAUGCCCCAUGGCCUGGGCCCCGCCAAGCCCCAGGACCUCUGCUCGCAGAGUCCCGGCCUAGACAUUGAUGAGAACGGUACGUUGGACCUGAGUGUGAGCAAGCGGCUAGGCGUUGGUGGCAUCGGGGCGGUACUCACCCCUCUAGAGCCCAUGUCCCCCCACAGACAGGCUGCCCUGCUGGGCUCCCGCUGCUACAGCAUGGGAGACGCAGCAGACUGCUGGGAGCUCCCCGUAGACUACACCAAGAUCAAACGCAUAGACGAGGACGAGAAAGAGACGGACGACCUGGACCCCUUCCACGACCUGCUGGAUGAGCGGUCGUACUCCACAGACGUCAGCAUGCCCAGCCCCAAGCCCAAGUACGGCCAGUGCAAGGAGAGCAAGAAGGACCUGAUCACUCUCUCAGGUUGUCCGCUAGCUGAUAAGAGCAUUCGAAGUAUGCUGGCCACCAACGCACAAGAGCUCAAGUGCCCGACACCGGGGUGCGACGGUUCGGGACAUAUCACUGGCAACUACGCAUCACACAGAAGUCUCUCAGGUUGUCCACGGGCGAGGAAGAGCGGGAUCAAGAUAAUCCACAGCAAGGAGAACAAGGAAGACCAGGAGCCAAUCAGGUGUCCGGUGCCGGGCUGCGACGGCCAGGGUCACGUGACGGGGAAGUACGCCUCGCACCGCAGCGCGUCGGGCUGCCCCAUCGCCGCCAAGCGGCAGAAGGACGGCUACCUGAACGGCAUGCAGUUCACGUGGAAGGCCGGCAAGACGGACGGCAUGUCGUGCCCCACCCCCGGCUGCGACGGCUCGGGGCACGUCAGCGGCAGCUUCCUGACGCACCGGAGUCUUUCGGGCUGUCCACGUGCCACCUCGGCCAUGAGGAAAGCCAGACUCUCGGGGGUGGAAAUGCUCACAAUAAAACAGCAGCGAGGCAGCAACGGGUUGGAGCACGAGGAGGAUAUUAAACAGCUAGACGACGAAAUCAAAGAUUUAAGUGAAUCGAAUUCACAAGUGGAAGCCGACAUGAUCAAACUUAGGACACAGAUUACAACGAUGGAGUCCAACAUGAAGUCGAUAGAGGAGGAUAACAAGGUGAUUGAACAGCAAAAUGACUCUCUGCUGCAUGAGCUGGCCAACCUCAGCCAGUCACUGAUAAACACUUUAGCUAAUGUCCAGCUCCCUCCUAUGAAACCAUUGGUACACAAAGAAGCUGCCAUUAGAAAUAACAGCUGCUUACAGAUGCACCAACGAGACCCGAUCAGCGAUCAGAACUUUGACGCAUACGUGACAACACUAACGGAUAUGUACUCGAACCAAGACCAGUACCAGACUGCAGAAAACAAAGCCCUUUUGGAAAAUAUCAAGCAAGCUGUUCAAGGAAUCCAAGUGUAGCCAAGCUGCAAUUUGGGAAGAGGAGUUUUUUGGUUGUUGGAUUAUUUUUUGGUUCGUUUUUCUCCUAUUCCUCAGACAGUUGUAAUUGGUGUCUCAAAGUCUGCAGGCAAGCUAAAAGUAUAGGUGACCAUGUCUUUGUGACAAGGUGCGCCAACUUAUCAUAUAGUGUUAAUAUAUAUACAUAUAUAUAUAGUACCUUUUGUUCUUUCAAAAAAAUGAGGUAUAAUGCUCGGAAAGCCUCAAUAAUUUCGUUUUUUCGUUUUCUUUUUGGGUCUUGCUUUUGCGAUGAAAAAAGUUCAGCGACAAAAAUAGUUUUUGAGGACAUUCACAUUUUUGUACGUUUUCAUAUGAGCUGACAUUGUGUCAUGUAAUGUUUUUAGCUGCUCAUGUAUGCACAUUUUAGUGUAUAUUUAUGAACAGUAAGCUAACAAUUAUAGGACGCAAAUUCCUUUUUAUGCUUGUCGACGAAUCAUUUUAGACGAGAAGCUGAGCUGGACAGUGAGAGACAUUUCCCAACUACAAGCACGGAGGAAUCUACUCUUUUUUUUUUCCCUCUACUCAACAGAUCUUUUUUGAAUUGAUGAUUUUAGGUGUUUUGUUCAUCUCGUGUGUAGAAUUAUUAAGAAGCCAGAACCUGUUUGCAAAUUGCUUUAUUUUUUUCGGACGAUAUUCGAGAAAUGUUAUUUUUUUUGUUUUUCGUUUUGCAAACAAACAAAGGAAAAAAACGGAUCUGUAGCUGUAGGUGGGGGCAUUUUUAAAUUGGUGCUGUAAAUGCGUCUGGGAAACGACAAACUGACCUGAUGUAUGUAUGAAUGUAUGUAUGAACAGUUUUUUGUAGACAUCAUUACACGGAAACCAGAUGGUGAAAACCCUGUUAUCCAUGAAGGGAAAAAUUUUACAGAGUAACAAAAAAUAUAUAAAAAAAAACAUCUGUGGUGGUGCAUGCAAGUUCACCACACUCAUUGUGGCAUAAUCAAAAACUAAAGUUAUAUGUAAUAACAUUAGCUUAUAGAGAAAAUGUUCUAGGCUCCCUAGAAUUAAUUCUGUUCAAUUUCAAGAUGUUCAUUGCUAGAAUCAAGACCCUUUCUCAGCAAUAUGAUAAUUAAAAUCAUUUGUUUAUAAUAUAAGUAUGAGAUGCAAUCUGCAAAGGGACGUAAAAAGUUUGGGUAUAUGCAAUUUCUUGUUUAUAAACAACGGGGUAACAUGAGUGUUUUUAAUAUAGCCUAUGUAAAUUAUUGAUUUUUAUACAAAUCUUUUAAUACGAAAAAAAAGCCUUUUUAAAAAAACAAGAGGGGAAAUCUUGGACGUUCGGUUUUUCGAAGCGAAAGUAUAUGAGUUCCAAUUUCUUUCUGUACGAUUUUGCACAGGGACACCUUCGUUUCCAUGUUUUGAUGUUCUUACAGAAACUAAAAACAAGUACCCAAGAGCCUAAAAAAAAUAGGGAGUGUGGAGGAGGGUUUUGUAAAGAGUAUUUAUAGAGAAUGACAGCGGGACUUACAGGGUCACUGUCCCCACUUAUGUGCCAGUAGACUUAUUUGCACUUGUCCUUGAAGAUAUUAUCCUAACGUGUGGCGGUGUGCAAUUUUUUUUUCCCAGGUGACCUCUUUGGCACAGAAUUUGAGCAACGUACUGCAAGUAGCCACUGUAGGCGUUGGGUGGGUACCACGGAACCAGGAAGAACAGGGACUUAGCGGGGGAAAUAGUCGAGGAGAAAUUAGAAUCAUAGCAGUUAUAAUGUAGGCUAUUAUCAACUGUACAAAAUAAAAUCCUUCUUUCUUUUUUUUGUUUUCUUUUGUUUUUAUUUUAUUUUACUUUUUUUGUUUAACUAUAUUUUUAGAAGGCGGAAGUUAUGCCCCAGCAGCACUUUAUAUCUAAUCACUGUACAAAGGAUUAAAUAAUCAAUCAAUUCUAGGUAUAAACAAAAAAAAAAACGAAGACGAGGGCUUGUUCUCCCAGGGCAGGGGAAGCAAUCCCUCCAGACGGGAAGGGGGUGAUACAUCCAGCAUCGACGCCCAUAUGCCUGACUGUAUGCGCCCCUCCGUACUAUUUGUGCUAGUUGUUAGCGAUCAUGUUUGGAAACUUUGCCUUUUUUGAGAGCUAAUGCAAAAGGUGCUCGUUGUUCACCUUAUUGAAAUUCAUCUAUUGUACUUUACCGUCCUCUUUCAGGACCCCUCUCUCUCUCUCUCUCUCCAUCCACUAUGACUGCAUUGCGCCUUUUUCCCACAGCCUCAUGACAGCAGCUUUUCGCCAAUAUAGUGAUGCUUUCAGUAGAGUAUAGCUAGUACCAGUUAUUUUUUUUAGUUCUCAUUAACCUUAACAAUGGACAAAGGGGACUGUUUAAAGCACAAGCCAGCUGCUUAUCUGGUGUUGGUACAUGGGUAAAAAAAAUAAUUUUUGGUGGUGGAUGUGGUGGGGGAGAUGAGUUAUCUCCUUGACUCUAUAAGGAACACAAAAAGGGUUGUCACAUAUUUAGAAUGCUGACCUUUCAUAUAAAUUAAUGUGAAUCCAUCAGAGUUUAUGACUUUAUUUGAACCAGUUCAUUUUUUAGUUGAUUUUGGUGAUCAUUGACAAAGACGGGGUUUUGUAUAAACUAUUGUGCUCUCUGUGGAACUGACAGUUUGAUUUAUUUUUGUACUACACAGCAUGAAUUUGUUGACAUUUUAAUUUUGCUAUAAAUGUGUGAGAUCACAAGUUGCUGUGAUAUUUCAUUUAUAAAUUGUGAACUUUGUACAAUUUUUGUCAUGCUGGAUGUUGACACAUCUUACUCUGAAUAAAGAAAACAAUGUGUUGCCACA
Molecule: messenger RNA, 6878 nt
Organism: Gadus morhua (Atlantic cod)
Lineage: Eukaryota; Metazoa; Chordata; Actinopteri; Gadiformes; Gadidae
Gene: myt1lb
Product: myelin transcription factor 1-like, b
Exons: 20
Coding region: 1-4083 (1360 amino acids)
Biological process (GO): regulation of transcription by RNA polymerase II
Cellular component (GO): nucleus
Molecular function (GO): DNA-binding transcription factor activity, RNA polymerase II-specific; RNA polymerase II cis-regulatory region sequence-specific DNA binding; zinc ion binding
Source: RefSeq, a predicted model, not a curated record